AUGGGCUGGAUGAAGCGUAAGGCUCUCAACAUUGCAACCGUCACCCUCAGCGUCCACCAAUACGCGGACGAAAAGGACCCCAAGGUCCUGCACGUCAACAUCGACCAAACAGUCACCGGAGGUAUCCCCGGCACAACCGAACACCGUAUUACCGACUGGGAAGGACGGGAGCACGAUGACCACGUCUUCGGGAAGGUCAGAGGUCAAUCCCGCUUGAUCCGGGGCUCGAAGGGCGACGAUGGAAAAUUCCGCCCUAACGUGGAAAUCGCUACCAAGACCGAUGACGAGGAUGUGAAGAAGUUCCUGAAGGGCGAGAUUCUGGCUGAUGGAAAGGAUACUGAGGGCUUCGUUGCUGACAACGUCGGUGAAGAGUAUGGUGAGGGCGAGAGUCUCUUCCUCCAGAGCUUUGUGCAGAACCUGGACAGCACCGGCGGCUGGACUGCUGAACAAAUCUGGGGCUUCGAAGUGAUCGAUGGAAAGCGCUACUACACUCGCCGUGUCGUCGUUGCCAAGGACGGCAAAUAUGAAAAGGCCCGUUUUGUGUACACCUUCAUCAAGCGCCGGGAAUAG
Molecule: messenger RNA, 570 nt
Organism: Aspergillus oryzae RIB40
Lineage: Eukaryota; Fungi; Ascomycota; Eurotiomycetes; Eurotiales; Aspergillaceae
Exons: 2
Coding region: 1-570 (189 amino acids)
Source: RefSeq, a predicted model, not a curated record